GUGCAUACUGUACUGUAGCUAAGUAGCAUAUGUGUGGCAGUGUGAGUGCCAGAGUGUGUGAAAAGUGAAAUUAUGUGAGAAAGAGAGUGGCAGAGAUGGGUGAGAGAGAGAAGAGAGUGAGCGCACAAGAAGUGGCACGCCUGUCAGCUGUGCAACAAGCUGCGACCAGUGGAGCUAUUGGGAGGAGGAGGGCAGAAGGAAAACCCUGGAAGGAAUAAAGAUCAAUCAGGAGAUGUGAGGAAGUGAAAUAGUGAGAGGCAGGAAGAAAGAGAGAUGAAUGAAACAGAGAGAGAGAGAGGAGGAGACUGUUCAGUGUGUGCAGGCUGAGAUGGAAAGUGAAAUAGAUCUCUGGGAAGCGACUCAGUGAGCGCUGUGAUCAAGACAGAGAGAGGCGUACAGGAAAUACAGGGAAAGUGACAGAGAGUGCUUUGAUUGACACGCCCAUCAUGAUAAAAGCAAAGGAGAACCUAGCAAUUUGUUUUCCUUUUUGAUUCAUGUUUGAUCUUCUAAAUUCUUCUGAUUUAUUGUGGAGAUGCUGUGUUGACCGAUGCUUGGAUUGUGCUGUAAAACUUGGCUCUGAUUCUUGUUUUACCACCUUGGCUCAGCUUCUUUCUCCAUGAGUCAUGGAUCACUGACAUUGAGUGGUUGGACUGAAUAAGCUUCCAACAGGCUUGAUUAAUAAACUAUGAUACCGUGGACAUUUUGAUUGUAACUCCCACCAACAAUGUGGGGAACUAGAUGAGGACAGUCUGCUCUCUUGAGAAUAUGUUCUCCAGGAAUCGCUUCAAUGGACAACAUGGAACAGGUGUUGCCCCUAAAGGAGGCACAAAGGCAAAAGUCCAUUCACCCAAAAAGAGGGCUCCAAACCCCAGGGUAGCACUGGUCAUUCGGGGGAAAAUACAUCGUCUCCUGCAAGGGUCUGCAGACCACCAUGUCCCAGAUUCCCACCACUAUUAUGCAGGUAUUGAGGAGGAGGAGGUGGAGGGGGAAACACAGAAGGGCAGAAAGGAACACAGAAGCAUAUAUCCAAAGGUUAGCCCCAGGGCUGAAGCUUACUCUCCAAAAGUGUCAAACGGUAAAGGACAUGGAGGACCGACGGGGUUACCCUGUGUAGGAGAGGUGGAGCUGAACAGAGAGGGAUGUAUAAGAAUACCCUGCACUUUACAGCAUAAAAGCUGCAGAUCCCCAGCGAAUAUGAAACGAAUCUCUUUUGAGGGUGAAAUUCGGGCAACUCCUGAGCAGAUGCGACCACCCCCGCACUACAGUCCAAUUGACCCAGACAUGAAUGGUACUAAAUUUGCAGGAGCAGCCGGAAGGGAUUUUGCUUCACCCCGUAUUCGGCCAAAGAGACCAUAUUCUACUGGUGAUUGUGUGGACUACAACUUCAAUAGAACUCUCCCAGGUACACUGCUGGAAGAGGACGAAGAUAAAGAGGAGGAGUCAAGUGCCGUCAUUGAGCACAUUCUAAAAGAGCUGAGGGGUAUCAACAAGAUCCAGGAGGAAAUUUCCGACCUCAGGGAUUACCUGACUUCAGUUCGAGGGUCAGUUGAGGAAGUGUCAUCCUGUGUAGACGCUGUAUUGUUGGAGAUUGAGGGCAUUCGUUCUAGCAACAAGGCUGGUUCAGGGGUACACGCAGGUACCUGGUCGGGAGUAGGGUGCAAAGAUGGACCAUCAGCCCGCAGAAGGCCUGCUAGUGCUUAUGGCAAUUUAGGGAGUGCAGUGCCAAAGUCUCAUUCAAAUCUAUUCCCCCAAGUCUGCAAUGAGCGCCAUAGCAUCCAUGGAGAAUUACUGCUACCAAGGGCAGAAGAGUCUACUGUGUCCCCAAUUGCUGAAUCAGUGGAUCAUCAGGAACUGGAGGAACAAGAGGAUACCUCUGACCAUAGCUCAGAUAUCCCAGUAGGCGCCAUUGCAAGAAAGCUCAGCUUUGGCUACCUUGAAAGGCAGGAUGGCCAAGACUGUCCAAGCACCAGCUCCUUGUCUUCUGGUCAUAGUUCCAAGUCUGAGUCAGACCUAGAGAGACCAUCAUGUAGUCAUGGAAGGAAGCAGCAAAGAGCUGAUGAUGGGGAGGUACAUUGGACUAACAUUGGACGACCCCACAGUGCUGCUGGGGAAUCUGUGUGGCAUAGGGAAACUACUUACCUCAUGGACGGAAGUCUGGAGAAGCAUGAAGGUGAGAGUCCUCUUUGCUGUGAAGGAUCUGGUAGCUGGGAUCACUACAGAGGUGCAGGAGGAUAUGGUACAUCAGGGCAGUGCUCCACAGGAAGCUCAGAACAUCUCUCUGUUCGCUCUGGGAAACAUUACAACUCACCUGCCAGCACUUCUAGCAGGGAGGAGUGGCAGUCAUGGAGGAGAAGGCCUCAAACCCACUCUGGGAUUCAUGUUCCAACAGAUACCAACCUUGAAAACCCCACUGUAGGAUAUGAGUGUGCUGCAGAGUUUUCCUACCCUCAAAGUUCUGGUUACCAUUCACAUGAUGGGCAUGAUGGCGAAGCAGAGGAAUUUGAGGCAUAUGGGCAAUUAAAUGAGCUUAGCUACACAACAGACUGUCAUGUUGAUAGUUAUCAGGAAACUUAUUUAGCCUAUGAAGAGUCUUCAGCAGUGACAUGGACUGAGGCAUCCUUAUGUACCACUGUAGCUGAUGUGGAUAGGCCAUUCAUCCAAGAGACUGAAGCCAGUAACCAAAGCUUAGAAAACCAACUCCCUCACCCUGGCAGUGCAGACGUCCAAGCUGGUGGUUUCAAUGUCAAACGCAUAGGCCAAGCUGUACUUGGUUUUAGCUCUGCCUUGCGGGGAGCAUUGCGCAAACUUGAAGUACCUGGAGCCCAGAAUCCUGGAGAGGAAACAGACUUUGAAAUAUCAAUGCCUUCUGACCUGCAUACAGCUGAGUUGCCUUCAAAACCUUUAUCCUAUGAGGCACAAUUGGAACAAACAUCUGACAAAACCCCGAAAGGUGAUUUGGUUGAUAGUAGUAAUGCUGUUGGGGAAUUGAGCAAUGACAAUACUCUAGACAAAUUAGAUAUUUUCUCUGUGGAGCCUAUGCUUGAAGAAGCCAACAAAAGCCUUACAUUGGAGUUUACAGACACCUGCCAACAUCCUACUUGUUCGGACAAGAUCCCCCCAUGCCCAGAAGAACUUUCAGUCUGCCCUGACCCAAUUUCCAGUAGCACUGCAAUACUGCCUCCACCUGAUGGCCUUACAGAACAACCUUCAGAAGGUCCUGCAGAUCUAACCGUUAAAGCCCAACUUUCGCAAUGCAGCACUGCAGAAUCCCUCUUGGUCUCCCUCUUGACUGAUGAACCUGCAGCACUGGAGCUGGGAGAAAAUGAGGUGCCACUGCCACAGCAACCAGACAUUGUGGCCCCAGAGGGCAAAGCAGAAGGAGAUGCAGCAGAGCCAUCCGUGGAGAUAAGCCAGAUGGAUGAACGCAGGCUCAAGUGCCUGAGGAGCUUCCAGCAGAUUCUGCGAGAGAAAAGGGAGACCAGGCGCAACCUCGCCAGUAUGACCAUGUCCACCUUCUCUCAGGAUGACUUUGAACCAGAUGGAAGUCAAGAUGGUGAUCAGAGCCGAGAUCAAGAUGGUGACCCCAGCAAGCACCCAUGGGCCAAGCCAGGGGGAAACACACCGUUUGGCAUUGACAGCAUGCCAGACCUCCGCAAGAGGAGGCCCAUUCCUCUUGUUAGUGAACUGGCUAUGUCCAUGAUACAGUCCAGGAAAGCUGGCCUCGCCCACACACUGGCCACACGGACCUCCCUGAAAGACGAAGAGCUUAAAAACCAUGUGUACAAGAAGACCCUGCAGGCUCUGAUCUACCCGAUCUCCUGCACCACACCACACAAUUUUGAGGUCUGGACGGCCACCACGCCCACCUACUGCUACGAGUGCGAGGGUCUGCUGUGGGGCAUCGCCCGGCAGGGUAUGCGCUGUGCAGAGUGCGGGGUCAAAGUGCACGAGAAAUGCCAAGAGCUGCUGAACGCUGACUGCCUGCAGAGAGCGGCCGAGAAGAGCUCCAAGACUGGGGCGGAGGAUCGAACGCAGCACAUCAUCAUGGCUAUGAAGGACAGGAUGAAGAUUCGUGAGAGGAACAAGCCAGAGAUCUUUGAGGAGAUCCGUAAGGUGUUCGACAUCACCAAGAUGAUCCACGUCCAGCACAUGAAGAGCAUCAAGCAGAGCGUCCUGGAUGGCACCUCCAAGUGGUCGGCCAAGAUCACCAUCAACAUCGUCAGUGCGCAGGGUCUACAGGCCAAGGACAGGACGGGCUCCAGUGACCCAUAUGUCACGAUCCAAGUUGGGAAGACCAAGAAGAGAACGAAGACCAUCUACGGCAACCUGAACCCAGUCUGGGAGGAAAAGUUCAGUUUCGAGUGCCACAACUCAUCGGAUCGCAUCAAGCUGCGGGUGUGGGACGAAGACGAUGACAUCAAGUCGCGAGUGAAGCAGCGUCUGAAGAGGGAGUCUGACGACUUCUUGGGUCAGAGCAUUAUCGAGGUUCGAACUCUAAGCGGAGAGAUGGACGUCUGGUACAACCUGGAAAAGAGAACAGACAAGUCGGCGGUGUCUGGUGCCAUUCGUCUUCAGAUCAGCGUGGAGAUCGAGGGAGAGGAGAAGGUGGCACCCUACCACGUUCAGUACACGUGCCUACAUGAGAACACGUUCCACUUCUCAACCGAUGUGGAGGGAGGCGGCGUGGUGAAGAUCCCAGUGGCUCAGGGAGACGAUGCGUGGAAGGUUUACUUUGAUGAGGUGCAGCAGGAAAUCGUGGACGAGUUCGCCAUGCGCUAUGGCAUCGAGUCCAUAUACCAGGCCAUGACCCAUUUCUCUUGCCUGUCCUCUAAGUACAUGCUGUCAGGGGUGCCGGCAGUGAUGAGCACUCUGCUGGCCAACAUUAAUGCCUUCUACGCCCACCCCACCGCCUCCACCAACGUCUCAGCUCCGGCCAGAUUUGCAGCAUCCAACUUUGGGAGAGAUCGUUUUGUGAAGCUCCUGGAUCAGCUGCACAACUCCCUGCGCAUCGACCUCUCCAUGUACAGAAACAACUUCCCUGCCAGCAGCAAGGCUCGCCUCAAUGACCUCAAGUCAACAGUGGAUCUUCUCACCAGCAUCACGUUCUUCAGGAUGAAGGUCUUGGAGCUGCAGAGUCCUCCCAGAGCUGCCAACGUGGUGCGGGACUGCGUCAAGGCCUGCCUGAACUCCACCUACGAGUACAUCUUCAACAACUGUCUGGAGCUCUUCAACCGCCAGUUCCAGUCCGCCGUCCAACCACCUCAGCCAGAGAAGAAAAAGAAGAAGAAGGAAAAAGCGGAAGGAGAGGAGGAGGAUGACGAUGAAGAGGAAGAUGAGGAGGAGGAAGAGGAAGAGGAGAAGAAAGAAGAGAACCAGCAGGAGGAGCAGGGCCCGAGCAUCCAGAAUCUGGACUUUUGGCCUAAACUCAUCACGCUCAUCGUCUCCAUCAUUGAGGAGGACAAGAACUCGUACACACCCAUCAUUAACCAGUUUCCUCAGGAACUCAAUGUGGGUAAAGUCAGCGCUGAGGUCAUGUGGAUGUUGUUCGCUCAGGACAUGAAAUAUGCCCUGGAGGUUUUGCACAAAAUUGACAACUAUCGCUGGAACAAUGCUCCCACCACAUUUUGCAUCCGCAAAGUUGACUUCUACACUGAACACGAGAAGCAUAGGCUCUGUAAGACUGCUGACUACAUGAACCUGCACUUCAAGGUCAAGUGGCUUUACAACGAGUAUGUCAAGGACCUGCCCGCCUUUACAGACGUUGUGCCUGAAUACCCUGCGUGGUUUCUCCAGUUUGUCCUGGCCUGGCUGGCUGAGAACGAGGAGGUGUCGAUGGAGUUCAUGCAUGGGGCGCUGGAGAGAGACAAGAGAGAAGGGUUCCAGCAGACAUCUGAGCACGCUCUGUUCUCCAGCUCGGUGGUGGACAUCUUCACUCAGCUCAACCAGAGCUUUGAGAUCAUCAAGAAGCUGGACUGCCCUGACCCCGUUGUGGUGGGCCAUUAUAACCGACGCUUCGCCAAGACGAUCACCAAAGUGCUGCUGCAGUACUGUGCCCUGCUGGCCAAGAGCUUCCCCUCCUACUGUGAGAAGGAAAAGAUACCCUGUGUGCUGAUGAACAACAUCCAGCAGAUGAGGGUCCUGUUGGAGAAGAUGUUCGAGUCGAUGGGAGCAAAACAGCUAACUGAUGAGGAGGAGAGGCUUGAGAAUGAGGAGGAACCUGAGGAGUUUGAUGAGGAGGCCAUCAGUGACAACGAAGGGGAGGAUGACAUGUCAGAGGAGUCCAAGUCUGGCUGCUCAGACUCAGAGGAAUCUGAGGUUGACAACAAAGACAAGGAGAAAAAGGACGAGUCCUCAGCCUAUGAUGACAGCGAGGAGGAGCAGGAGAAGCUUGAUAAGGAAAAGUCUCAGUCCAAGAAGGAAAAGGCUGAAAAGAAAGACAAAGAGAAGCAGGAGGACACUAAGAGCAAACAGUCAAAGGAGGAAGUAAACAAGACUGAAGCCACAGCUGCCACAAAGAAGCUGGAUACAGAGGCAGCUGACAUCCUCAAUGAGCUGCAGGUGAAGCUCAGCACUGUCCUGGAGAACUUCAGCACCAUGUUUGCAAAGAGUUUCCAGACUCGUAUUAACGGCUGCAUGCGUCAGAUGGCUGAGAUCCUCUACCAGAUCAAAGGCCCACCCAAUCACAACACUGCAGAGGCAGAUGCUGACAACAUGCUGAGGCCCCUAAUGGAGUUCCUGGAUGGGAAUCUCAGUAUCUUUGCUGACAUCUGUGAGAAGACGGUGCUGAAGAGGAUCCUGAAGGAUCUGUGGAAGAUCGUCCUGAGCAGCCUGGAGAAGACCAUCGUCCUGCCUCAGAGCAACGACAGUCUGGGUGCCCAACUCCUCACAGCAGCUAAAGGACUUUCUAAUCUCAAGGGAGGUGGUGAAGCCAAAACCUUGACGCCCAAACAGUGUAUAAUUAUUGAUGCAGGGCUGGAGACGAUCAAGCAAUACUUCCAUGCAGGAGGUAACGGGCUGAAGAAGGCGUUUGUAGAGAAAAGUCCUGAACUGGCUUCACUGCGUUACGCCCUCUCCCUCUACUCCCAGAGCACCGAUGCUCUCAUCAAGACCUUUGUCACCACACAACACUCCCAAGUGCACGGUGGGAUGGGCAUCAGAAUCACUGGCAAUGAGAAGAUUCGACCUGACAGGAGCUCGGGGAUAGAGAAGCCCAUCGGAGAGGCCGUUCUGCAGAUCGACAUGAUGCUCGGGAAGGAACGCAAAGUCAAUGUCAGAGUCAUCGCAGCGAACGACAUGAAGUGGCAGACAUCAGGGAUGUUCCGGCCUUUCGUUGAAGUCUCCAUGGUCGGCCCCUUCCUGGCCGACAAGAAGCGCAAGUUCACUACAAAAUCUAAGAACAACAGCUGGUCUGCAAAGUUCAACGAGGCUUUCCUGUUUGUCCUGGGUAAGGAGUCCCCAGACUGCUAUGAGCUCCAGGUGACGGUGAAGGAUUACUGUUUCGGCCGGGCGGACCGCGUGGUCGGCAUGGCCGUGGUUCAGCUGCGUGACGUCGCUGACCGCAAGAGCUGCGUGUGCUGGUGUCCUCUCGGGCCGCGGAUCCAAACCGACGAGACAGGCAUGACGGUGAUGCGCAUCCUGUCCCAGCGGCCUGCUGAUGAAGUGGCCAAGGAGUUUGUCAAGCUGAAAUCUGAAACUCGUCCUGUGGAGGAGGGCAGAUGAGCAGAGUCAGACUCAAGAUCAGAGAUUUGAUGGAAAUCGUGAAAAUGUGAAACUGACAUGGAUCAUGGUCAGGGCUCGUUGUUCACGGCUUUGUCUGGUGUUCAUGAGCACUGUCAUCUUCAUCCUCAGUAAACACAGACUUCUCACUGAUGACAUUCAACAUGGAGGACAUAUGGAUUUAAAUCACCAUCUCAGUGGUCAAAAAGUUUUAGUUCAUCGAAGUGAAGCUCUUGAAAUCUUCUUGAUCUUCUAAUCCUGAUGACCGAUGAUCCAUAGCCAAUUAAAUCUAGAUAAAAUCUAACAUAUUUGUCAUCUGUUGGCUGUGAGAGCUGACCUCACAAUGCUGAUCCACAGCUUUUUACCAAACAUACAUUCACAGCAAUGAAUGGAUUUGUGUCUCUGUCUACCUGACAGUGUGAAAAGAUGCGAACAAGGAGUUCGUUUUAAAACUGAAUGGACCUGAACAGUAAAUUCUGACUGCUAUUAAGUGACUGUUUGAUGAUCAUAAGUAACAAUGACAUGAGAUGAAAGUGAGUUGGGGGAAAUAAUCCCAGAUUCUUGUACUGUUUGAGCCUUUGAGGCCUUUUGACUGCAAACAAAUAUCUUGCAACAUCGGUACCACUGUUGACUCUGGUGUCCCACACUUAAAAAAAAAAAAAAAAACGGAUACCAGUCAUUAACCAGCUAAUAAAUGUCACAAAAACACAUUCAAAUUAACAAAUGUUAUACUUAGCAUGAUAUGUUGCAGAGUUUUUAAGAAACAUUUAAGCAGGUAACCAAUGAAGACAGUUUCAAAAUUUGAAUUUUGGAAUUUAGUAGCCAACAAUAAUUCCCCAACUUGAGCAAAAGAAUAAAAAUAAAACAGCUUAUGGUCCUUUUUUUGUGGCAUUUCGCUUUAUUGACAGUGACAGUGACAGGAAAGGCAGGGGAGAGAGAGGGGAUGACAUGCAACAAAGGGCCCGGGCCGGCCCCAAACCCGGGCCGCUACGGCAAGGACCCAGCCCCGAUGAGCCACCUGGGCGCCCCCUAUGGUCUUUUUUAAAAGAUCAUGGUUUACUCGUUUUUCAUUUAACAUAAUGAUAGAAUUAAGUGCAACACACAUCAGCCGCAUCAGGUGUCACACCGUUUGAUUCAUGCCAAUUGACACCCGAAGCACCAGAUGCAUCUUACAGCAAAAAGAAGCAGUAGGACACAGCAGUCAGAAUAUACUAAUCCGCAGAGUGAAUGUUAUAAAACUGCAGCUUUUCUGGAGAGUUGACGUAUGUCUAAGCCGUGACAAGGUGCCGCUAUUGUGUGUUGCCCUGUAAUGAUGAACUUCUGGUAAUACUUUUCCCGGACUGAAUAAUUAUAACCUUGAAAAGAAAGAAAAGAUGCCACACGAAUCACAUCACCUUAAAAAAAGCUGGCUAGCUAACGUAGCUAGCUCACCGUACUAAGAAACUUAACAUGCACCGUACUAAGAAACUUAACAUGAAUGGGCUCUACAACAUUGACUUGUAAAAUAAAAAGGUAUUGAUUUUUUUCGCAAAGAAUUAUGGGUAUAGUGGUUUAAACUAUCUGACUGACCUCUGGACUGUGGCCUGUCGAACAAAGCGCAGCUUCUCUGCACUGAGAAGAAAUGCAGUGUCAGAGGCUUUGAAUUUAGCUCUUCUGUUUUUGCCAACUGUGACUGUGAACACUGUUUACCUGUCAACCUGCUCUGAAUGGAAACAACCAAAGGUUGACAACCUGUUUUCAGGGGUUAAAUAGUGUGAACACCCUUAUGGAGGACCAGAAAUGGACCUCUAAGAUUUUCUGUAUGUCUCUCAGAUGCCACAGCCUUGCCAUGCAUGCACAGUCACUGUACCAAUCAUAUGUUUCUGAAUAUCAAACUCGGCCUUGGAUGGAAAAUAAAACAUGCAGGCAGGUUGUUCGACUGACUGAAGUGCGACUGGGUUUGAUCCACACUCUUGUCUGUUUACUAUGUGCCAAGGAACGCAAGUGUUCAGCGAGCCAUGUUCAACUAGCUCUCUUCACGCAUUUUGGGUUGUUUGCGGACAGAUGUGGCCAUUGUAGAUGUCCCACUUACUUUACUGCACGUCUGACUAAACUAGCUGCACUUUGGUUCCAAACUCAAGAGGAUCUGUUUGGAAGAAUUUAGAUGAGAUAGUCUGGAGACUAGUUUGGAGUUUUGUCUUUGGUUCUGCUGUAUUAAACUGAACAUUUGUCUGCAGUAGUGUGUAAGUGCAUAAUAGGGGGAUCUUUUAAAAUGGCCACAGCUGAAGUGACAACUGAACUCUUGCACUCUGUUUCAAACUGACUGUAAGUUUGUAAAAAAUAAAAGCCUAUGACCAGAGCAUGUAUUUAUUGUAUACAAAGUCAGCUAGAAUUGUGACCUCUUUCAUGUAUGUACUGUGAAAUAUGAAGACUGAUCAAAUGUAUGUAAAGUAGUUAUCAUUAUUCUAAUGUGAUAUGUUGAAUAUACUUGUAACAAUAUUUUGUAUAUAAAAUAUUUAUGAAUCAA
This is a messenger RNA of Siniperca chuatsi (mandarin fish), 10222 nucleotides long. RefSeq names its product protein unc-13 homolog B-like. Gene Ontology annotation, molecular function: calcium ion binding; calmodulin binding; syntaxin-1 binding. Gene Ontology annotation, cellular component: synaptic vesicle membrane; plasma membrane; neuromuscular junction. Gene Ontology annotation, biological process: presynaptic dense core vesicle exocytosis; synaptic vesicle priming; dense core granule priming. Bases 739 to 7719 code for a protein of 2326 amino acids. Lineage: Eukaryota; Metazoa; Chordata; Actinopteri; Centrarchiformes; Sinipercidae. The transcript has 50 exons. The record is from RefSeq and is a predicted model, not a curated record.